Molecule: messenger RNA, 483 nt
Organism: Ananas comosus (pineapple)
Lineage: Eukaryota; Viridiplantae; Streptophyta; Magnoliopsida; Poales; Bromeliaceae
Product: mucin-7-like
Exons: 1
Coding region: 1-483 (160 amino acids)
Source: RefSeq, a predicted model, not a curated record
AUGCUCCCCGCCGGCAGUGCCGCCCUCCAGACACCUCCGGCGACCUCCGGCGUUCAUCCCCGGACGUCCCCGAAGCCGUCGGCCGCCGCUCUUCCACUCUGCGGCCGUCCAGAGCUGGUGCGGGCCGAGGCCGAGCCACCUCGGCCACCGCACGAUACUGCCGCCCACGGAGGGGCGCAUCAUGAUACCCUAGGCCUCCGGCGACAGAUCGACGUCGCCACGACCUCCUCCGGUCGUCGCCUUGCCGCCGGCGCCCUUGAACCCGAGAGUAGCUUGGCGGAUUGGAUCGCAGUCGCCGCGCCACCGGCCGCCUCCCGCCGCUCGCCAGCACCUGCCCUAGACCCCAUCGACCGGCCGCGCUCGUCCCUGGCCGGAGCUCCCGCCGUCCGGCCGCCGCCGGCCAGCCCUAGCUCUGCCCUGGCUGAUAAGCAAUGUUUUUGCUGUUCUGCGCAUUGUUUCGGUUUGGGAUCAAUGUUCCGGUGA